GGUUGCACAAACACAUGGCUGUCGGGUAUAUAUUACAAAUUAGAGCCCGAGAUGCAUUUUGGUCAUGGUCAGCCAAGUCUGACCACAAUGGCGGGACUUGGAAGCUACCAUAGUAUAGCGAUGUUAUACUGAAGUUUUUUUCAGAACAACAACAAAAAUAUGCACAACGCCAACUUCGCACACCCAACAAAAUGGCGGAGCAGCAGCAGCAACAGCCCAUCUACCUCUACACGACCCCCCUCCGUAGCCACAAAAAGCUCGGCGUGAAAAAGGGCCGCGACAUAUUCGGCCACUGGGCCAUCUGCAUCGAAGGGUACUGCUUUGAGCUGGCGGGCCGGACCGAGGAGGAGAAGAGGGAGGGCCACGACAGGUUCAAGAUCAACUGCCUGCCCGAGCAGCAGUGGAAGGACGGGAGGGAGCUCGGGGACGAGGUGACCGCCAAGCAGGUCGGCUACACCGUCAAGUAUUUUGCGCCGAGCACCAUCAAGGACAUAGGCGACCGAAUAUGGGCCAAAGUCCUCCAGCGCAAGUACGUCUUUGACGAGAACAACUGCCAAGUGUUUGUGCGGCUGCUGGUGGACCUGAUCGGCGACGGCGACGCGCAGAAGCGCCUGCCCAAGUUCUUCGACAAGUGGGUCAGGAGGGGCGGCAUCCUGCGCGACGUGGCCGUCGUGACGUUUGUCGGCGCCGCCGCCAUCACGGCCGUGGGGCUGACCGUCGUGUCCGCCGGCACGGCUGCCCCCGUCGCGGCGGCCGGGUUCGGGCUGGCGGCCAACACGGCGCUGCGCGGCGCCACAGGCUCGGCGAACCUCAGGUACGGCAAGGACAAGUUCAUGGUCAAGGCGCAGCAGGAGUUGAGGGAGGAGUUGACGGCUGAGGGCAUCAUCGGCUGAAGAGGCGGUUGCUGGGCGGUCGAUGAGCAGCGUGUUUGAUGAAUUAUGAUUGCUUUCAUUCUUCUUUUAGAAAGUUAGCUGGGUUUAUUUGGCAAGGUGUGUGGCGUACAUGAGGAUUGAUACAUCUCCCUAUAACAACAUUGUCAAUGUGUCUUAUAUGUAGUUGUGGGCUCUCACUAUUCAAACUGUGUUAAAUGUAUUGGCUUCCCGGGCCUUAAUUCCAAAAUAACGCCUGAAUAGUCCAAUAAAGAUUGAUCGCCAAAAUCUUUGUUCAUGUUUCGCCUGCCUCGUUUAUAUACAUUAGCCACAUC
Pyricularia oryzae 70-15 is the source of this 1204-nucleotide messenger RNA. RefSeq lists its product as uncharacterized. Lineage: Eukaryota; Fungi; Ascomycota; Sordariomycetes; Magnaporthales; Pyriculariaceae. The transcript is spliced from 2 exons. The record is from RefSeq and is a predicted model, not a curated record. The coding region runs from base 192 to 893 and encodes 233 amino acids.